GGGAAAUGAAAGAUGAGUUUGCUGUUGCUUUGGCAACAAAUUUCAACCUCUACCUAAUUUUCCAGAAUGAGAACAUAUCUAUUAAUACAUUCGAUAGACUGGGGACUGGGGAGUUGAGUCGCUCAACGUAAUUUUUCUUCCAAGUUCAAAACAGCUCACCCAGUUCGGUUAGCCUUUGGAGGUGCUGCGGUUAGAGGCUAGCAAAGCCGAGGGCAGCUGUUACCGGAACCUGUUGGCAGAGAAGUUUAAAGUGUACCCGCAACAGGUGGCAGCUGCUGCUGAGUGCGCUUCUGAGAAAGGAAUGGCGACUGCAUGCAGAAAACUCCUGCAAAGCAGGCAAGUGGAAACUCUUCUCCUUUUUCUGUGCUUAUCUGUGGGGGGUGCAGCAACCAUUCGCUAUUCGGUGGCAGAGGAGAUGGAGAGCGGUUCAUUUGUAGCUAAUGUGGCUAAGGACCUGGGGCUGGAGGUAGGGAAGCUGGCUGUGCGCGGGGCACGGCUCGUUUCCGAGGGCAAUAAACUGCAUUUCCGGCUCCACCGCAAAACAGGGGAUCUGUUCGUGAAGGAGAAACUGGAUCGGGAGUCACUCUGUGGCAAAGCCGACCCAUGCGUUCUGCACUUUGAAGUAGUCCUGGUGGAGCCACUGCAGUCCUUUCGCGUGGAGGUCAGGGUAUUUGAUAUCAAUGACAAUGCCCCGGUUUUCCUAAACAAGGAGCCUCUUUUAAGGAUUCCGGAGAGCACCCCCCUGGGUUCACGGUUUCCUCUGCAGAGCGCCCAGGAUCUGGACGUCGGCCUCAACGGUCUCCAAAACUACACCCUAAGCGCCAAUGCGUAUUUCCACCUGCACACCCGCUUCCGCAGCAACGGGCCCAAAUAUGCCGAACUAGUGCUGGAUAAAUCCCUGGAUAGAGAGGAGCAGCCGGAAGUCAACAUGACAAUCACAGCUGUGGACGGAGGGUCUCCACCCAAGUCUGGCACCGCCCACAUCCGGGUGGAGGUUCUGGAUGUCAAUGAUCACGUGCCCCAAUUCUCUCGACUGGUGUACCGCGCUCAGGUACCGGAAAAUAGCGCCAACGGUUCCCUGGUGGCUACGGUGACUGCUACAGACCUGGACGAGGGCUCCAACAAAGAGAUAACUUACUCUUUAGCUCAAAACCCAGAAGUAAUUCUCCAGACAUUUCAGAUUCACUCUGAAACUGGAGAGGUUCGACUAAGAGGGCCCCUAGAUUUUGAAGCGAUUGAAACAUACGACAUUGACAUUCAAGCUACCGAUGGAGGAGGCCUCUCUGCCCACAGCAAAGUCCUGGUGGAAGUGGUGGAUGUUAAUGACAAUCCUCCUGAAGUUACAGUCUCCUCUGUAUCCAGCCCUCUCCCUGAGGACUCUCCACUACAGACUGUCGUGGCCCUUUUCUCUAUCCGAGACCGGGACAUUCGAGUGGGAGGAAAAAUCACCUGCUUCGUCAAAGAAGACUUUCCCUUUGCAGUCAAACCUACAUUCCGGAACUCCUACUCACUGGUCACUGACAGAGGCUUGGAUCGGGAGGCGGUCUCUGGCUAUAAUAUCACCCUUGUUGCCAUAGAUACUGGACCACCCACUCUGUCCUCGGAGACUGUGAUAGAGGUGCUAAUAUCAGACAUUAAUGACAACCCCCCAGUAUUUCAAGAAGAUUCCUACAUCUUGACUGUUAGAGAAAACAACAGCCCUGCAGUUUUUAUUGGCAAAGUCCUUGCUGAGGAUCUAGAUUUGGGUGAGAAUGCCAAAGUAACGUAUUCCCUGUUGCCUCCAAAAAGUGGAGAUCUAUCAGUCUUUGCUUACAUCUCCAUAAAUUCAGACAAUGGGAAACUCUAUGCACUGAGAACGAUGGAUUAUGAGGCCAUUCAACAUUUUCAGUUUGUGGUAAAGGCAACUGAUGGGGGCUUCCUGUCACUGAGUAGCCAGGUUACUGUCAGAGUGGUUGUCCUGGAUGACAAUGAUAACCGUCCAAUGAUCCUGUACCCAUUGCAAAAUGGCACUUUGCCCUGCAAUGACCUGGUGCCCAGGUCGGCAGAGGCAGGCUACCUGGUGACCAAGGUGGUGGCAGUGGAUGGUGACUCGGGUCAGAAUUCUUGGCUUUCAUAUCAUCUAUUUAAAGCCACUGACCUUGGGUUAUUCUCUGUUCAGCAACAAAAUGGGGAAAUCCGUACAUUGCGGCAGGUAUCUGAGAGAGAUCCCAUGAUGCAGAAACUGGUCAUCCUUGUUCAGGAUCAUGGCCAACCAGCUCUUUCUACGACCGCCUCACUUAACAUUCUCCUGGUAGAUGGCUUUUCUGAGCCCUAUCUGCAGUUUCGGGAUACAUUUAAGCAUCCUACAACGGUAAAUCCAUCCACUAAAUAUUUAGUCAUUUCUCUGGCUGUGCUUUCCUUUCUCUUUCUCCUCUCUGUCACAGUGAUCUUCAUUAUACAUAUCUGCCAGAAGAUUAAACACAGAGAAAAGUUCACAAUUCAAGAGCAUUUCUAUGAUGACUGCAAUUUCUCUAACAACCUGGUACAAGGAGGAGCCAGUGGACCAGUAUUGCAGCCUUGUCCCUAUGAGAUGUGCUCAGCCACUGGCACUAGCAAUAGUGAGUUCCGGUUUCUUAAGCGCUUUAUGCCCAACUUCCCUUUCCCCCACGGAAAUGGAGAGGCAAAAACAGAGGCCAGUUCCAGAUUACCACCAGAUUCUGAUAGGAACAGGCCUAGGGGGUCAGAGGGCCAUGCCCAAGUAUCUGAUGACUAUAUGUAACCAUUACCCAUGUCUCCUGUGGAAGUUCACUAGUUCUGGCUCUGGAAACACUUAGUUCCAUAGAGAUACUGUGUUAUUUUGCCUUUAAGUUAUUUUCUAUUAGAAAGUUACACAUGCUUAGGGGAAGAGAACUAGCUUCUAGUUUUGAUGUAUCAGAAAGCAGUCAGGUUGAGAAGUAGAAAUAUAGUUUAUCAUUAUUCAGAAAUUUCUAGAUUUUUGUCCCUUGAUGAGUAGAGAUCAUUUCUGAAUCAAUGUCUUAUACCACCAUUCACAAUCAUGCAAAUGUCUGGUGAAUGGUGGUCCUCAAUAGAUAACUAGAUGGGAGGAAGGAUAAAGAAGAAGAAAAAGGAUUUGCCUUAUUUGCAAAUAUAAAGACAGAUAUAAGGCUAAAGAGAUUCAGUUCAGGAAUGUUUGCUAAAAUUAAGUUAGAUUUCUUAAUGGUUGUUGGGGAGCCUUAGGCAAGUCUUACGUCUCUUUAUGAAUGUCGAGAAUGAAAAGUGGAUGAGAAAAAAAACAGACUACAAGUAGAUCUACAGAAGAUAUUAAAGGAAAAAGAAUUCAUUAAUACCAAUUAAGUGGCCUUAAAAAAAGAAAGAUUUUCACCUAUUUUCAGAGUUGAUCUUAAGCCAUUUUUCCCUCUGAGCAUGCUGAUGUGAUGACAUACAUGGAGACUAAGAAAAAGGUAGUUCCUAGAAUAUCAUUCAUAAAAUGGAGUAGGGAAUCAAAUUCAAUCUAUAAGCUAUUUUAAGUUCUCUCAUUCUAAACUUAAAAAACUGAAAUUGAAAUAUUAACAUUUCAAGGAUACAAUUACCAAUUGUGCCUUAACUGUUUAAGAGUUUGCUUUAAUGAGUCUUUAGUUAUGUACCUUAUUUUACAUAAUGUGUAAACGCAGACCCACAAAGGGUAUGUUACACACACACAAGCACAAUAUUUGUACCUGGUAUUCCAAGGGUAGAGCAAUACCUCUAGUUUGGGCAAAUAGCUUCAAUUACCUAUUUAACUUUGAAAUGCGUAUAAAUCUACAUUUCUACUGGAAAUUUCGAGUUACAACAAAAGUUUUUUAAAAGGAUUUAAAUUCCUUAUGAGAUAAUUUUAGACUCAUAAAACUGCAAGAAUAGUAUAGAGUUAUCAUAUACUCUUCACCUGGCUUCCCAUAUAACCAUAGCACAGUCAACAAAAUUAAGAAAUUAACAUUGGUACAAUUCUAUAAACUAAACUACAAAUGUUAUUCAGAUUUUACCCUACUGUCCUUUUUCUUUUAAAGGAUCCAAUAUAGGAUCUCACAAUGAAUUUAGUUUCUACCAUUCACCAUCGUCCCUUAACCUUUUGUCUUUCAUGACCUUGAGACUUUUGAAGAGUAAUGGUCAGUUAUUGUAAAAUGUCUCUCGAUUUCUUCCAGUUACAUUGAGGUAUAAUUGACAUAGCACUGUUUAAGGUAUACAGCAUAUGAUUACCACAACAAGCUUAUUGUUAACAAGUAUGUCCCUCAACUUGACAUUGUCUUUGUUUUCUCAUAAUUAGAUUGUUCUGCAUUACUGGGAAGAAUAUUACAGAAAUGAUACUGUGACCUUCUCAAUCCAUCAUAUCAGGGGGUACAUGAUGUCAAAAUGUCUUAUCUGGUAAUGUUAAUAUUUUUUUUUACUGUGGUAGAAUAUUGACCAUUUUUAAGUAUAUAGUUCAGUAGUGUUAAAGUGAUAUCAAUCUUGAGCACUUGGUUAAGAUAAUAUCUGUCAAGUUUAUUUACUAUAAUGUUACUAUUUUUCCUCUUGUAAUUAAUAUGGGGAGAGAUACUUAGAAACUACAAUGCAAAUAUAAUGUUUCUGCUUUAACUUUUGCCCACUAAUUUUAGUAUCCAUUACUGGCUGUUUCCUGUGGCAAUUAAUAACUGUGGCAGUGAAUGGUGAAUUUCUGAUUCCUUUUACACUA
This is a messenger RNA of Bubalus bubalis (water buffalo), 4684 nucleotides long. RefSeq names its product protocadherin beta 1 (gene PCDHB1). Lineage: Eukaryota; Metazoa; Chordata; Mammalia; Artiodactyla; Bovidae. The record is from RefSeq and is a predicted model, not a curated record. The transcript has a single exon. Bases 302 to 2758 code for a protein of 818 amino acids. Gene Ontology annotation, molecular function: calcium ion binding. Gene Ontology annotation, biological process: homophilic cell-cell adhesion. Gene Ontology annotation, cellular component: plasma membrane.